Messenger RNA from Peronospora matthiolae, 915 nucleotides. The record is from the annotation of a GenBank genome assembly. Lineage: Eukaryota; Oomycota; Peronosporomycetes; Peronosporales; Peronosporaceae.
AUGCAGUCGCAAUCGGUUCUUCCAGCGCACGCAUCUCCGUCGAUUUGCGUUGAGCGAGCUCUGCGAACGUACUUUGCGAGCGAACAGUCCGUCCAGGAUGCUGAAGAUCCCGCUCGAUUCCGAGCCCAGAUGCUGCAUCGCGACGACGACAACGUCGACGAUACAAAAGGCAGCAAUGGAGAAGACGACGUCACAGGUGGGAGGGCAGUCCACGAAAUCUUAGUGGGAAUAUCGGGCGCAGCGUAUGUGACGCAGUUGGCGGUGAUCCUGAGUGUGUGGAACGCGACCGGCACGAACCCGCUCUUGUCACUAUCAACAGGGACGGAUCCAGCUGAUGUUCUGGCACUGGCAAUCGAAGGCGUGACGCCGGAGUUCACGAGCAGACAAAGGGUCCUUGCCAUCUCUACCGACGUCAUUCACGAGUUCGUCGCCACGAUUCAGACUGGCGUAGAGGAAGCUACUCUGGCGGUGGUGACGUCACUUGUGGACAGAAUUGGAGGCUCACGUGGACUUUUGACCUUGUUGGGCUUUCAGCAGACCGUAGGGAGCCGCAAGAUACCUCCGCUUACACUCCGUCAAUGUCUUACAGCAUUUACACAGCGCCACACACCAAAGGAGCCGCUAAUGGUCGGUGCACGAGCAUUUAGCAAACACUGUGCGCGAAGUUCGAGUGGCUGGUGGGGUAAGCUCGAGGGAAACGACCAUGCCAAGAACGCUAUUGCGGAGACAAAAGUUCGUAAAAUUUUAGCCUGUGCCACGUGGAAAAACAUUCACAGUCUCCCCCACGCGCAUGCGACGAUGGAAAUCCGCAAUGCAUUGGGGUACGGAGCUCGAUGGGACGCGGAAACGCAUUCAUUCCGAGGCUUCCUUGAGCCACCGAUGGCAAAUGGCCACGAGAUCAAGUGGCGGCAUUAG